AAAUUCUAACCUCAUUUGCCAAAACCAAACCACCUCUCUCUCCUUAUUUUUCUUAGUUUCUCUCUCUCUCUCUCUCUAAUUCCAACGACCAAACCCUAACCAAUACCUUUUUAGUUUUCUCUCUAAUUCGUUUCCUGAUGCUUUAGUUCGAGAUGUCUCUUCAGAUCUGAUCCACAUUUAAUGCAUUUCGACGAAAUAUAUUAGAUGGAUGAUGAUAGUGCAGAUGGAUAACAUGUCUGCUCCUUCAUCCAGGGAGCGCGCACAGCGCCUUUAUGAGAAGAAUAUAGAGUUGGAAAAUAAUCGUAGGAGAUCAGCUCAGGCACGUGUGCCUUCAGAUCCCAAUGCCUGGCAGCAGAUGCGUGAGAACUAUGAGGCCAUAAUUCUAGAGGACCAUGCGUUUUCUGAACAGCACAAUAUUGAAUAUGCUUUGUGGCAGUUACAUUACAAGCGGAUUGAGGAACUAAGAGCACAUUAUAGUGCUGCCCUAGCUUCUGCAGGAUCAAAUGCAUCUCAGGGUGUGAAAGUUGCACCACGACCUGACCGUCUUACAAAAAUAAGACUGCAGUUUAAGACUUUUCUUUCGGAGGCAACGGGAUUUUAUCAUGAACUAAUUUUGAAAAUCAGAGCAAAGUAUGGACUUCCACUUGGGUACUUCUCUGAUGAUUCCGAAAGCCGAAUUGUUAUGGAUAAAGAGGGGAAGAAAUCGGCUGACAUAAAAAAAGGCUUGGUGUCUUGUCACCGUUGUUUGAUAUACUUGGGAGACCUGGCUCGGUACAAAGGAUUAUAUGGAGAUGGAGACUCUAAAUCACGCGAGUAUGCAACAGCUUCGAGUUACUACUUGCAAGCUGCAUCAAUUUGGCCAUCAAGUGGGAAUCCACAUCAUCAGUUAGCUAUAUUGGCGUCCUAUUCAGGGGAUGAGCUGGUGGCCGUUUAUCGGUAUUUUCGGAGUUUGGCAGUGGAUAACCCCUUUUCAACUGCGAGGGAUAACUUGAUUGUGGCAUUUGAGAAGAAUCGUCAUAAUUGCUCACAGCUUCCUGGGGAUGUUAAAACUCCCUUGGUCAAGGAGCCUGCUGUGCGGUUAACAGGAAAGGGUAGAGGGAAAGUGGAAGCAAAACUUGCAUCUAAAGAUGCCAACAUGGAAUUGAGCCCUGCUAAGGAGAAAGUAUCUGGUGUCCAGGAGACUUAUAAAUCCUUCUGCAUUAGAUUUGUGCGUCUAAAUGGCAUUCUUUUUACACGCACAAGCCUGGAGACUUUUGCAGAUGUUCUUACUCUGGUUAGCCGUGAUCUAUGUGAACUUCUCUCUGCUGGACCAGAAGAGGAAAUGAAUUUUGGCACAGAUGCUGCUGAGAAUGCACUUCUCCUUGUUAGGCUGGUUUCUAUUCUCAUAUUUACAGUUCACAAUCUGAAGAGGGAGAGUGAAGGUCAAACAUAUGCUGAAAUUGUGCAGCGUGCUGCCCUACUUCAGAAUGCAUUCACUGCCGUUUUUGAAUUGAUGGGACAUGUAGUUAAGAGAUGUUUACAGCUCCGGGAUGUUUCUUCGAGCCACAGCUUACCUGCUAUCCUGGUUUUUCUAGAAUGGAUGGCUUGCUGCCCGGAUGUUGCGGCAGCUUGCAAGGAUGUGGAUGAGAAACAAUCAAUUACUAGAUCGCAUUUUUGGAAACAUUGCAUAUCUUUUCUGAAUAAGAUCUUGUCAGUUAGGCCAAUGUGCAUUGAUGAUGAUGAAGAUGAGACCUGCUUUUUCAAUAUGAGCAGGUAUGAAGAAGGGGAAACUGAAAACCGUCUUGCAUUGUGGGAGGACUUUGAGUUGCGAGGUUUCUUGCCUCUUCUUCCAGCACACACCAUUUUGGACUUCUCAAGGAAACGGUCUUUUGUAAGUGAUGGUGAUAAGGAAAAGAAAGCCCGUGUCAAGAGAAUUUUAGCAGCUGGGAAGGCUCUAGCUAAUGUCAUUAUGGUUGAGCAGGAAACUGUUUGUUUUGAUUCGAAAGCCAAGAAAUUUCUUAUUGGAGUUGAGCCUUCAGAAGAUGUCACAUUCACCUCUUCUAUCCAACUGGCAACGAACAGUGUGGAGCAUGAAACCCCAUCUGAGAAGACUAUUAGUGUUGGUAUUGUGCAGCCAAUUCCACAACCAAGAAUGGUUGGGGAAGAGGAGGAUGAUGAUGAAGUGAUUGUUUUCAAGCCGCUGGUUGUGAGUGAGAAGAGAACUGAGGUGAUUGGUCUAAACUGGCCCCCGUCUGAGACUUUGAAGCUUAAUCAAAGUAAUUCGGCUGGUGAUCUCAAAUUUUAUGGCAGUACCAUGUCUGGCCCUCUUGAUAGUCUUCGCCAGCAUAAUACAUUUGAUGCUAGUCCUCAACUGCCUGUAUCUGUUGGUAGCAUAUUCCCUCAGCAUCUGCAGCCUGUUCAGAUGCAUGCAUCUAGGUGGUCAGUGGAAGAAGCUACUUCUCUGGCUAAUAGCUUGAAAGGUUCGACACUUUUGGAGAAUGGGCAUUUAACAAAACCUGAGAUGCAAGAUAAAGUAGGCCUUUCUCAUUCUGCUGCUCGAUCAGUUGCUAUCCAACAACCCAUCAGUGCUAGUUCUGGUGGUAUGUACUAUAAUCAGACAAAAAUGCCAGAAACUGUUUUGCCAUCCAGAAUUGAUGCUAUUGUGUCAUCUGGAGUUACUGGUGAUUCUUUGGCUGCUAAAACUACUUCAGUUUCACAAGUUGGGAUGCGUAAGAAUCCAGUUAGCCGCCCAGUGAGGCAUCUUGGUCCCCCACCAGGUUUUAGCCCUGUUCGUCCAAAACCACUGAAUGAAUCUGUUUCUGCUACAGAAAUAGAGAACCCACUCAUGGAUGAUUAUAGUUGGUUGGAUGGAUAUCAGUUGACAUCAUCAUUGAAAGGCCCUGGGGUUGAUAGUUCCAUCAAUUAUGCAUGUCAUGCAGAUCCCCAGUAUGUAAAUAACAGCAGCAAUGGCUUGACUGGAACAGUAAGCUUUCCCUUCCCUGGUAAGCAGGUUCCGGCAGUGCAGUUUCAAAUGGAAAAGCAGAAAGGCUGGCAGGAUUACCAUACACUUGAGCAACUGAAAAUUCAGCAUGAACAGAAGUUGCAGCAACAGCAACUGAUGAAUGGAAACCAGCAGUUUAACUCACUGCCUGAGCAGUAUCAAGGACAAUCAGUCUGGACAGGUCGUUAUUUUGUGUGAGAUCCAUAUGCAAGUGUAGCUGGUUCUUGAGAAUGAUUUCCAUGAAUGUACUGCAUCCAUCUGCUGCCAAAUUCAACUCCAACUUUGAAGCAUUGUCAGUGUUGAGUUUCUGAUGGAGCAUGGAUGGCCUUGGCUUGUAGCUGGCACUUGCUGCUGAACAAUUGCUUUUGCAGAUUUCGCCAGAUCUGUGGAGGAAGAUUGAGGAAACCAUCUUUAAGAUGCGAAGCUUGUAAGGAGUAAAUGCCUUAACUGGUUACUUGGAAUGGAGAUAGAACGUGUUAAUAAGAUCAUCUGUUGGUUUUGGGGCUAUAUCUUGAGGAGUUGGUCAAAUAAACUUGGUUUAAUAUCCUAUUAACUUUCGUCUGGUCUGCCUGAAUUGCUGUUAAAAAUCAGCAGCUGGCAGUGGAUAAAUAAUGAUGUGCUUGACCAGUUCUGUGCAGAUAAGCGUCAGAGCUCAAGUCGAGAGGUCUACUAGGUAUGAUCUGCAUAUCAGUCGUUGGACAGUUGGGAUUGGGGAUUUUAUGGUGGUGCUUUUGAGUAGCAGAAUGUGUGGGUGAGUAUGAGUGAUGUGUACGUUUGAUAUCUGGGUCAAAAGACUUGUUUAUGUUAUUAUUAUGCUUUACUGGCUAAGAUGAUGAGUGAUGUGGAACGCAAAAACUAGCGUCUUUUCUUGAAGUUGGGCUUUUCACUCAAAACUUCUUCUGUAAUGAAAUAAAUCUAUGGAGAACAUUGUCCUGGUCAUUGCUGCACA
Molecule: messenger RNA, 3929 nt
Organism: Theobroma umbraticum
Lineage: Eukaryota; Viridiplantae; Streptophyta; Magnoliopsida; Malvales; Malvaceae
Source: RefSeq, a predicted model, not a curated record